CCCUGUACUACAUCCUCCGACAAUAACAAACAGUCCCGCCUUUCCCUGUGAUACUCGAGCAGGUUGGGCCUGUCGAACGCGGGCAACCGGUCCCUAGCAAUGUCGUUCCAAACCCCGCGCAGGCUUAAUCCCCUGCGCCCAAGUCUAAACCCAACAGCUUCAAGCCCAAACCUCUCCCUCACCGCGCAGCAGCAAUUUGCGAGAAAGGCCAGUCUAAACGCCCUAGUAGGAGCAGCGUCACCUCCCCCAAACAGAAUGGGUGCCGACGGGCGCGAUAUUGGCGUAGGCGAUGCCGUCGACGUGCCGGGCGGCAUGCAUGGUGUGGUCAAGUUCAUCGGUAGCGUUAGCGGCAAGAAAGGCGUGUUUGCGGGUGUGGAACUAAGCAGACAGUAUGCGUCGCGUGGGAAGAAUGACGGAGAAGUCGAGGGCACCCAGUACUUCAAGACCUCCGUACCCGGCUCUGGUAUCUUCCUCCCCGUCCACCGCGCGUCGAAACGCUCCUCAGCAGACUCGUCCGACUUCCCGCCCACUCCUACCACGCCGGGUUACAACAACUUCAGCCUCUCGACCAUCGAGAAGCCCAACUUCGGCCCGGACACGCCUUCAAUACCAAAGUUCUCGCAAUCUCUUGGGCCUGGAGCUCGUGCGCAGAGUCCUCAGUUCAAGUCACCUGGGCGACCUUCUCUAGCACGACCAGAAUCGCCGCACCGUCAGAAACCCGGCUUGACCGUAACGCCAGGAAAGACUGGCCGUAUUACACCCUCUGGUUUCUCCAAGAGCGCAAUUGGCGCACCGCCAAGGUUCGCCAGCCCUGCCCCUCCCAGAUUCAACAGCCCUGCUCCGUCAAGAGCGCUUCCCUUACAAAAGCCACGGACACCCGGUCCCCAGAGGCCAUACUCGCGGAAUAACUCUCGCCUCGGCCAACAUGACACGAUCGAUGAGGAUGGCGAGACGACACCAGUUGGCACAUCACGGACUAGCAACGACUCCCUAUCAAGCUUCAAGAAUCGACGGCCUGGAUCUCGACCAGGCUCGAAUCAAUCCGAAGAGGUGCAACGGCUCACAAAGCUAUUAGAGGAGCGCGACAAGCAGCUCAAAGACCAAGCAUCAUCUCUGAGCGAAAUGGAAGCGAGCCUAUCAGAGAUCCAGAAUCUUAUCCCUGACGACGGUAUGGACUUUGGAUCAUCGCACAGUAAUGGAGAGCCCAAUGAUGUAGGCCAGCUGCGAUCACUUCUGAGGGAGAAGAACGAUAAGAUCGCCAUGCUCACCUCUGAAUUUGACGCACAUCGGUCCGACUUCCGAAGCACAAUCGAUACCUUGGAACUGGCAAGCACAGAAACUGAGCGCGUGUACGAGAAGAAGGUGGAGGAGCUGCAAGAAGAAUUACGAGAAUAUCAGUCUCGGACUGAAGAUGUUGAAACUGUAGCGAUGCAGCUGAAGCAAUUAGAAGAGCUCGUCCAGGAGCUAGAAGAAGGUCUCGAGGAUGCGCGAAGAGGUGAAGCAGAAGCACGGGGCGAGGUCGAGUUCCUGAGAGGCGAAGUCGAACGCGGUCGAUCAGAACUACGCCGUGAGCGGGAGAAGGCUGCAGCAGCCUUGAAGGGCGCAAACACAGUGGUCGAUGCCCCACACACUCCUGGGCAAAGAGAAGUCGAACAACGUGAUGACGAAAUCCGAGGUCUCAAGGCUAUCAUUCACUCACUGAGUUCCGGUGGAGCUGAAGAUCAUGCCCGUUCACCCCUGUCACGACAAGGUUCGUCCGUCAAUCCUGAGGAACUCAAGACUGUACAAGCAAACGCAGACCGUCUCGAGCGCGAGAAAGAGGAGUUACGCGGUCUCGUGGAGCGAAAGGCCUAUCGAGAAGAAGAGUUGGAGCGCGAACUCGAGAAGCUAAAGAGUCAACUCGGACUUGCCGAACAGCGCGAGAGCGUCAUCAGCAACGGCAUGUCUGAGCACACCGCAACACAAGAAAAGCGAUCUUCAGGGCACGACUCAAAAGGCACGGUGGUGAACUGGAGAGAGGCUCCACGUCGUGAUGUACCUCCCGCUCUUACACCCAUGGCGGAGUCGGAUGGCCGCUCCUCAGCAAAUAGCAGUCAUCUCUGGUGCGAGAUCUGCGAAACAGGAGGACAUGACAUUCUCAACUGCUCAGCUAUGGGCGGAGAAGCCUCACAUCCCAAGGAAAACGGGAUACGCAAUGGCAAAGACGUCGUCAUCGAAGGCCUACGCAAUCUCUCCGUUUCAUCAGAUCGCGCGCGGCCUUUAGCGCUAAGCCCAUCCAAGCCACCAGGUAGUGCACCAACUGCGCCACUGCCUUUACCAGCUUUCAAUAACAACUCGAGUUCUUCUUUGGUACCUCCCAAGGGUGCUGCGGUGGCCGACCCAGAUAAGUGGUGUGCUCUUUGCGAGAGCGAGGGGCAUGAUGUUACAGCCUGUCCGAAUGAAGAUGCUUUCUAGGAACCUAUUCUACAGAAGGAAGGGGCGUCGUUUUCGCGAAUGAUAUCCACGAUUGCUUCACACGUAUGCGUAUAGCAAACUACCAUUUUAUCUAUAAUGAUAAUACUCCCGCAAUAGCACUUUAUUUCUACAGUUAUGUGUAACUUGGAGACAUGCAGUGCGAUGAAUCCAGUGUGAAGAGUCCAAAGAGGCUACGCAAAUAAUAGAGGAUUUAGUAUACAAUGCACUAGUAUGAGUUUACUAGAGGCCCCAGGGAAGUAUAACAUACGCAACACGAAGAGAAGUAGAUGAACCAGGCCACUCAUCCCAAUCCAAGUGCACAACCAAACCCUAAACAAAAGCCCACAAGUGUCCCUCCUCAGUAUCUCCACCUCUUGGAGUCUUCCAUAGUUUCUUGAUACGGCUCACAAGCUACUUUGUAUCAAUUCUUAGAUAUCUUCACUUUAG
Cucurbitaria berberidis CBS 394.84 is the source of this 2901-nucleotide messenger RNA. RefSeq lists its product as uncharacterized. The transcript is spliced from 2 exons. Bases 100 to 2454 code for a protein of 784 amino acids. NCBI's taxonomy places the organism in Eukaryota, Fungi, Ascomycota, Dothideomycetes, Pleosporales, Cucurbitariaceae. The record is from RefSeq and is a predicted model, not a curated record.